Molecule: messenger RNA, 1155 nt
Organism: Caenorhabditis bovis
Lineage: Eukaryota; Metazoa; Nematoda; Chromadorea; Rhabditida; Rhabditidae
Source: the annotation of a GenBank genome assembly
AUGUCGAACGACACACUCGCCGAUCUUUUUCCGUACGUUUAUAAGCAUUUGGAUGAUCGAAUUCACAAGUACGAUUCCACUGGUUGGGAUGUGAUAUUCGAGCCAACCUAUACGUCGACGCAUCACUCGGAUCGCCUCAUUUUGGAAUGGUCCAUUGACACACUAUCAAUGGUCAUCGAUUUCUAUUUCUGCAUUUUUCUUUGGAAUCGAAAACAGCUAAUGAUCCUCUAUGCGGAUACUGUGACAUUUGUGACAUUUGCAAGUUUCUCUCUAUACCUGCCAUUUUACUUGCUGUCCACGUGGCAGACAAUGUACCUACUAGUCGGCAAGCCUCCCGAGUACUCGACGAUUCUACAUUGCACCGUCAUUCGGCACAUGGUGUUGGCGUGCUUUCAAUCAGCUCAGCUAAUUGUCAUGCCAGUCGCUGUCAACCAAAUCGCAAUGGUCAUCCGAAAGAAGGCGAUGGGAUUCAGCAAUAUGGUCUUCUUGCAGAUCGGAAUCACAUUUCUUGAGAUGACCCGAUUGCUCGGACAUAUAGCGAUGGGAGAUGUGAUGAUAAGCGAUAUGUGCACCAGAUGGAUCUUCUCGAAAACGGUAUUCCUAGCAUAUCUCAUAAUUAGUCAUUUAUUGCGAAUAUUCACAGUGCUCAUUUCCAUUUUCAAUGUGUUUUACUGGUUUCGUAAAGCUCAAGAUAACCGAUUGAAACGUCGCUCGAAGCACAAAUCGGUGGUGGUUUUGAUUCAAAGCCUAAUUCCUUUGCUUCUUCCCUUCCCACUAGUCAUCCGCCAGAUUUACGUGAUCAUCGAAGGCCAUCAAGUGAACAACUUUGUGUCCCAAUAUGGCUACAUGGCAAUCGACUGGAUUUCAGAUGAGCUUGUUGAUCACAUAUGCCCUUCAUUGAAUGCGUGCUUCGCUUAUUAUUACGCGGAGAAUGUCACCGAGACCGAUACGAAGUUGUUCACAUCGAAGGGUUGCUUAGAGCACGCUAUGGAGGAAUCCUAUGAAAAUGCGCCACCAUGCGAAACUGUUGAUUUUGAGAAGCUCGAUCUCAGCGAAGAGCAAAUGAUGUCGGGCUUCAAGUGUGUCUGCAAAAAACGAAUUUCGAUGUCAAUCGCCACCAACUACAAUUCGUUCAGCUUUUCCUCAUCGCAUUAG